AUGGACUUUUGCAUGAACAUGAACACGAAAGCAAAUAGGAAGAAGUUGGUACGGGCGCUCUUUAUAGUUCCCAGACAAAGGUUGGAUUUGCUACCAUUUUAUGCAAGAUUGGUUGCUACAUUGCAUCCCUGCAUGUCUGAUGUAGCAGAGGAUCUUUGUUCCAUGCUGAGGGGGGAUUUCAGAUUUCAUGUACGAAAAAAGGACCAGAUCAAUAUUGAAACAAAGAACAAAACUGUUCGUUUUAUUGGAGAACUCACUAAGUUUAAGAUGUUCACAAAAAAUGAUACACUGCAUUGUUUAAAGAUGCUUCUAUCAGACUUUUCCCAUCACCAUAUUGAAAUGGCAUGUACCCUACUGGAAACAUGUGGAAGAUUUCUUUUCAGAUCUCCAGAAUCUCACCUGAGGACCAGUGUACUUUUGGAACAAAUGAUGAGAAAGAAACAAGCGAUGCAUCUCGAUGCUAGAUAUGUCACAAUGGUGGAGAAUGCAUAUUACUACUGCAACCCACCUCCAGCUGAAAAAACAGUGAAAAAGAAACGUCCUCCUCUUCAAGAAUAUGUCCGGAAGCUUUUGUACAAAGAUCUCUCCAAGGUUACCACCGAGAAGGUUUUGAGACAGAUGAGAAAGUUGCCUUGGCAGGAUCAAGAAGUGAAAGACUAUGUGAUUUGUUGUAUGAUAAACAUCUGGAACGUGAAAUACAAAAGCAUUCACUGUGUAGCCAACCUCUUAGCAGGACUAGUGCUCUACCAGGAAGAUGUUGGAAUCCAUGUUGUGGAUGGAGUUUUAGAAGAUAUUCGAUUAGGAAUGGAGGUUAAUCAACCUAAAUUUAAUCAGAGACGUAUCAGCAGUGCCAAGUUCUUAGGGGAACUUUAUAAUUACAGAAUGAUGGAAUCAGCUGUUAUUUUUAGAACUCUUUAUUCUCUUACUUCAUUUGGUGUUAACUCUGAUGGCUCUCCAAGUUCACUGGACCCUCCUGAGCACCUUUUCAGGAUUAGACUGGUGUGCACUAUUUUGGAUACCUGUGGCCAGUACUUUGACAGAGGUUCCAGUAAACGAAAACUCGAUUGCUUCCUUGUGUAUUUUCAGCGUUAUGUUUGGUGGAAGAAAAGUUUGGAGGUUUGGACAAAAGACCAUCCAUUUCCUAUUGACAUAGAUUACAUGAUCAGUGACACACUAGAACUGCUAAGACCAAAGAUCAAACUCUGUAAUUCUCUGGAAGAAUCCAUCAGGCAGGUACACGACUUGGAACGAGAAUUCUUAAUAAAACUAGGCCUAGUAAAUGACAAAGACUCUAAAGAUUCUAUGACAGAAGGAGAAAAUCUUGAAGAAGAUGAAGAAGAAGAAGAAGAAGGAGGAGCUGAAACAGAGGAACAAUCUGGAAAUGAAAGUGAAGUGAAUGAGCCAGAGGAAGAGGAGGGUUCUGAUAAUGAUGAUGAUGAAGGAGAGGAGGAAGAGGAAGAGAAUACAGAUUAUCUCACGGAUUCAAAUAAAGAGAAUGAAACUGAUGAAGAAAAUACUGAGGUAAUGAUUAAAGGAGGUGGACUGAAACAUGUACCUUGUGUAGAAGAUGAGGACUUCAUUCAAGCUCUGGAUAAAAUGAUGCUCAAAAACCUUCAGCAACGAAGUGGUGAAUCUGUUAAAGUGCACCAGCUUGAUGUUGCCAUUCCCUUGCACCUCAAAAGCCAGCUAAGGAAAGGACCCCCACUCGGUGGUGGGGAGGGAGAGACAGAGUCUGCAGACACAAUGCCGUUUGUCAUGUUAACCAGAAAAGGCAAUAAGCAACAGUUUAAGAUCCUUAAUGUACCCAUGUCUUCCCAACUUGCUGCAAAUCAUUGGAACCAGCAACAAGCAGAACAAGAAGAGAGGAUGAGAAUGAAAAAGCUCACACUAGAUAUCAAUGAACGGCAAGAACAAGAAGAUUAUCAAGAGAUGCUGCAAUCUCUUGCCCAACGCCCAGCUCCAGCAAACACCAAUCGGGAGCGGCGGCCUCGUUACCAACACCCAAAGGGAGCGCCUAAUGCGGAUCUACUCUUUAAGACUGGUGGGAGGAGACAUUGA
This is a messenger RNA of Rangifer tarandus platyrhynchus (Svalbard reindeer), 2058 nucleotides long. The record is from the annotation of a GenBank genome assembly. Lineage: Eukaryota; Metazoa; Chordata; Mammalia; Artiodactyla; Cervidae.